GCAAAGUGACUGAUAUUGAUAAGGAUGUGGAUGGAUUAGGAUGGAUGGUGUAAUAAUUUUGAAUAUUUGAUAAUGGCUUUCUUUAAAAUUUGUAACUAGACGAGAAUAAAGAUGAGAAUCAAAAGAUUUAAAACUAACUAAUUUUUCUUCGGUUUUAAAUCAAUUAAGUAUAAACUAAUAAACUAGUCAUGUUAUUAUUUUCGAGUCCAACUCCAGUCAAACUGAUGAUCUCGGCUGUGUUUCGGCCACAGGCCAUAAGUAAAUUCACUGGAUACGGUGUAAGGAGUAUUACAACAUUGCAAAAGAAACAGAAAGAGGCAUUGGUUGACAGACGCGUCGAGAAGACAGUCUACAGACAUUUUUCGUACGAUUUGGACCGGUUGGAGGAUUGGUAUGAUCGUACAUUCAAAGGAGAACGUUGCACGAAUAAGAAGUCAUUGCAAAAGGCAUAUCAGAAGGAAUUAUUCAAGAGACGCGUCCAAAAAGUCUACAGACGUUUUUACCUCGAAUUUGGUCGUAUAUUGAAUGGAUAUCUUUUAACGAAUACGAGUAUGAAGUCAUUGAAAAAUGACCAGAAGUACGUUGACAAAGCAACCGAGGAGAUAAUCACUCAACUUUUUCAACCUCGCGUUAUAAACGCAGAUGAUUACAAGCAACACAGCGAAGAAUGUUUAAAAGAAUUGGAAACGGAAGAAAAAGAGAAAUACCUUGUUAUGAUUGAAGACGCGAUCGAAGAACGUUUUUUAAGAAUGUUAUUGAACAUCAAGUUGUAUUUAGAUUUGGAAUUGAUUGUUCUCAUCGGUUUUGAAAAUUGCAUCGAUUACGUUAGUGUGUUAUGGAAUUGUUAUAAUGCCAAUGAUAAUUAUGCGAUAUUUUACGAAAGAGUCAUAAUUAACGGUGCUAUUGCAAUGGAAGAGUACUACGAAGAGUCUAUUAAACAAGAUGCCAUUGUAACCUUAAGUCAUAGACUGCUUCGAAACUAUGUUUUAGAUAUUUGUGCUAAGCGUGAUACCAUGACUGAUAAGGAAGAUGUCCCAGCAAGUCGUAGAUUUAGCGAAAAGUCCCAAAAAUUUAUCGACUUCGUAUUGAGAAACGAAAAUUGUUUUGUAAAGUAGAAUAAUUCAUCUCAUACUGAAUGAUUAGAUAUAUGCCUAUAAUAUGUAUUAUGUACCUACUAUACAUAACAUUUCCAAUAUAGUUGAUAAGAGUAAAA
Planococcus citri (citrus mealybug) is the source of this 1213-nucleotide messenger RNA. RefSeq lists its product as uncharacterized. The record is from RefSeq and is a predicted model, not a curated record. The transcript is spliced from 5 exons. NCBI's taxonomy places the organism in Eukaryota, Metazoa, Arthropoda, Insecta, Hemiptera, Pseudococcidae. Bases 189 to 1115 code for a protein of 308 amino acids.